This is a messenger RNA of Haemonchus placei, 636 nucleotides long. The record is from the annotation of a GenBank genome assembly. NCBI's taxonomy places the organism in Eukaryota, Metazoa, Nematoda, Chromadorea, Rhabditida, Trichostrongylidae.
AUGAAUGCCGCCAAUCCAUGGGAAGUGUCGGUGGCAGAGCAUCAAGCAAACAGCGUUCAGUUUGCUGCAUUAUACCCUCAAAAUGGCCGUAUUGACGGGAACACAGCACGAAAUGUUCUGAUGAAAAGCAAUUUACCACCGCAGAUAUUAGCACAGAUAUGGGCAUUAGCGGACACGAAUCGGGAUGGUAUGCUUGACAUUCGAGAAUUCUCUAUAGCUAUGCGAUUGACACGAAAUUGCCUCGCCGGUCUUCCAUUACCUCCCACUCUACCUCCAUCAUUGAUGCAAGUCCCAGCCGGAAGUGGUCCACCACAAGUGCAACCGCAUAUGAAUGCGAUGCCACAUCCGAAUGCCGUAUACACACCAGAGGCUCCAAAAAUCCCGUAUGGCAUGUCACCGGUACAACCCACGCCGCCCAUGUUCCCUGUAUAUCAAACAGCUCCACCGGGAAUGAUGGCCAGACGACCAUCACAGCCUCUGAACGGUGGAAGUGUACCAAAUCUGGCACAAGGGAAGCAGUGUGGCAAUUGGACUAUUCCUCAUCAAGCAAAGCUCCGAUAUAGUCAACAAUUCAACCAGCAGGACAAGGUGAGCCUCCAUGAACAAUUAUUUCAGAAAAGCUGGGAAUUCUAUUAA